Drosophila takahashii is the source of this 943-nucleotide messenger RNA. Its product is annotated as seminase. Gene Ontology annotation, molecular function: serine-type endopeptidase activity. The record is from RefSeq and is a predicted model, not a curated record. Gene Ontology annotation, biological process: proteolysis. Lineage: Eukaryota; Metazoa; Arthropoda; Insecta; Diptera; Drosophilidae.
UGUGUAAUGAUUGUUUCCUAAAAGGCAUAUAAAUCGGAGCGCAGAGCCGCGCGUUUCGAGUCGUCGGAAUAGCGAUUGAAAAAAGGUGUGCUUACUCAGUUGGCCAGCGAAUCGGAAACUCGCGAUUUGGUAGUUACAGCUACCGGAGAUUGGAUAGGAAAUGGAGUGAGCCGUCGAUGGCGACACUGUGGUGGCUCUGGCUCUCGCUCCACCUGAUCCCAGGCACCUGGGCAGCCGGAAACGAGGGAAACAGUCGGAUUGUGGGCGGAAUACCAGUGGAUAUUGCCAGUGUUCCCUAUCUGGUGAACCUCCGCAUUGCGGGGAACUUUCUAUGCGGCGGUUCCUUGGUCACCCCACAACAUGUGGUCACCGCUGCCCAUUGUGUCAAGGGAGUGGGUGCCUCCCGCAUCCUGGUCGUCGCCGGAGUCACGAAACUCACGGAAACGGGUCUUAGAAUGGGCGUGGAAAAGGUCUACACCCCGAAGGCGUACAACACGCGAACCCUUACCACGGAUGUGGCUGUUUUGAAACUCAAAUCCCCCAUCAGUGGUCCCAAAAUCUCCACCAUUGAGCUGUGCAAAGUCAACUUUACGGCCGGCGAACUGAUCAAGGUCUCUGGGUGGGGACAAAUCACGGAGCGCAAUAAGGCGGUUUCUAUGCAAGUGCGCAGCGUGGAUGUGGCGCUGAUUCCCCGUAAGACCUGCAUGAACCAGUACAAGUUGCGUGGCACCAUCACCAGCACCAUGUUCUGUGCCUCAGUUCCCGGGGUAAAAGAUGCCUGCGAAGGCGACUCUGGAGGACCGGCCGUCUAUCAAGGUCAACUCUGUGGAAUUGUCUCGUGGGGCGUUGGCUGUGCCAGGAAGAAUUCGCCAGGAGUCUAUACGAAUGUCAAGACUGUAAGGAGCUUCAUCGACAAGGCUUUGGGAAUGUGAGCCAAAAACUA